Gadus morhua (Atlantic cod) is the source of this 1210-nucleotide messenger RNA. RefSeq names its product GTPase IMAP family member 4-like. Lineage: Eukaryota; Metazoa; Chordata; Actinopteri; Gadiformes; Gadidae. The record is from RefSeq and is a predicted model, not a curated record. Gene Ontology annotation, molecular function: GTP binding.
AACAAAGCAUAAUUUUACCACAAUACAAUUUUUCUUAGUAUUGUGAGAUAAUUAUGUAUAAUUCGGAAGAAACAUGCGCAAUAUUUUUUCCUAUGUGAAUGCAUUAUACUUCCGCACAUUACGCUUCCGUAGUAAUAGGGAAACUGAAACUUACAAGUUUGGUAGGCUAUGUAGUUUAGUUAAACGCGACCUUGUGUCAUCAUUACACAUGGCCUACGUUGUUUUAGAUUUAUUUUUUAACUAUUCCUAACUAAUGAGAAUCUUCCUGCAGUAGGCCAUUUAUUUCACUGUCAACGCUUCGCGAAGAAACAGUUUUGAACUUCAACAGAAGAUGCGUUUGCUUCCUGAUUUAUUUGGAGUCGACCUGAACAACAAAUAAAAUACGAUAGGAAAAAUAAAUAUUGAGAAAGAAAUACCCAAUAUGGAGUCAGGCGCAAAGGGGCCGUAUCCAACAGACAUGGGAGAGAAUGAUCCAGAAGAAGAGCUGAGACUGAUCCUGAUUGGAAAGACGGGAUCUGGGAAGAGCGCCUCAGGGAACACCAUCCUGGGCGGAAAACACUUCCUGUCCAGGUGUAGCGCCGGCUCUGUUACCAAGGUCUGCCAGCUGGGGACCUCUGACUACCCUGUGGAGGAGGAGGCGGGGAGGAGGAGCAGGAGGAGGAGGGUGGUGGUGUUGGACUUACCAGGUUUUGGAGACACACACCUGACCCAGGAGCAGAUCAUCACAGAGAUCAGUCGAUGCGUGGCCCUGACGGCCCCCGCCCCCGGCCCCCACGCCUUCCUCUUGGUGGUCCAGGUGGGACGCUACACAGAGGAGGAGAACAUGGCCGUCACUAUGAUGGCUGCUGUAUUUGGUGAAGCGGCGGUCUGCAACCACACGGUGGUGCUGUUCACCAGAGGAGAUGACCUGGAGGAGCCGAUAGAGCAGUACCUGGCCAGCGCACCUGAUAGGCUCAAGGCUUUGCUUGAAAGGUGUGGAGGCAGGUACCACGUUCUUAACAACGAGGCGCCCAGCGAUGUGCAGCAAGUUCACGAGCUGCUGGGAAAGGUGGAGCAGGUUGUGGAGGACAACGGUGGAGGGUGUUACACCAACGCCAUGUACCGGGAGGUAGAGGCAGCAAUCAAGGAGGAGAAGGACAGGUUAAGGAGGGAGGAGGAGGAAAGGGUAAGGAUGGAGGAGGAGGAGAGGGUUAGGGGGGAGGAGGAUUGA